Molecule: messenger RNA, 675 nt
Organism: Thalassophryne amazonica
Lineage: Eukaryota; Metazoa; Chordata; Actinopteri; Batrachoidiformes; Batrachoididae
Exons: 6
Coding region: 1-675 (224 amino acids)
Biological process (GO): intracellular calcium ion homeostasis; vein smooth muscle contraction; regulation of vasoconstriction
Cellular component (GO): extracellular region
Molecular function (GO): endothelin B receptor binding; hormone activity
Source: RefSeq, a predicted model, not a curated record
AUGGAGUUGAUGUACUUUUGGGUCCUCAGCACCUCGCUGAUGUUCAUCCACCAGCAUGAAGCUUCCAGCGGCUCAGCUGCGACAGGCCACACGGUGGAGGAGGGCCUCCUGGUGCAGCUCGCCCACGUGGCCCAGCAGCGAGCAAAGCGCUGCUCCUGUGAAAAUUCCAACGACAAGGAGUGUGUUUAUUUCUGCCACAUUGGCAUCGUCUGGGUCAACACCCCGAGUCACGUUGUUCCGUAUGGAUUUGGUUCGGUCCGGUUCAGGAGGGACCUGGGCCGCUGUCUGUGCACCGACACACAGGAUGUGGAAUGUACGAGCUUCUGCUCCAGUCAGACACAAACCCGACGUACUUUGGUGGUGAACAAGAUGAUGGCCACAUACAAAGUUGCAUUCUGGGAGAAAAGGAAGCGGCGCCCCCUGAAGGAGCAGCUGAGCAGAAAGAGACAGUCUGUUGCCGGUGUGAGAGGAGGAUUCUCUGGUGACUCUCUGAAGAUCAUUAAAGAAUCUGUGCAGAAUUGCUGUCACGACUCGGCGUGUUUCAACAGCUGGACACGUCUUGAUGAACUAACUCCCAGCAGCCUGAAGCAUGAAGGAAACAUCUUUCCUCCAAACGAUGAGGGCAGUACCUCUACAGGCCAUCAGGGGUCAGUAUGUAACAGCGGCAGCGCUUGA